Molecule: messenger RNA, 197 nt
Organism: Lizanozyma spartinae
Lineage: Eukaryota; Fungi; Ascomycota; Pichiomycetes; Serinales; Debaryomycetaceae
Exons: 1
Source: RefSeq, a predicted model, not a curated record
UUCCGUCCCAGGCACUUCUGUUCCCGGCACCGAGACCUCAGGCACUGUUCCAGGUUCAUCCACUCCAGGUACUUCUGUUCCCGGGACCGAGACCUCAGGCACUGUUCCAGGUUCAUCCACUCCAGGCACUUCUGUUCCAGGUUCAUCUACUCCAGGCACUUCUGUUCCCGGCACUGAGACCUCAGGCACUGUUCCAG